AUGAAGCUCCUUGCCAUCACCGCGCUCUUCAUCGCCGGCGCCCUUGCCGUGCCCGCGGGCUCCUACCCGCCUCCGCCUCCUCCUGACUACGGCGGCUACUCUCCUGUUCCCAGCAGUAGCGGAGACGACUACGGCUACGUGCCUCCUACCCCUACCCCUCCUCCCCCUCCCCCUCCCCCUCCUCCUCCUCCAAGCUACGACGAUGGAGGCGAUUACGAACCUCCCACCGAUGGGGAUGGCGAUUCUUCUGACGGUGGGGAUGAUGGCGAUGAUAGCGACGACGGUAGCGAUGGCGGCGACGGAGAACGCAGUCAAACCAAUCUGUGCCCUGCUGUUAUUUCUGGGAUUGCUAAGUGCUGCUCUACAAAUGUGCUCGACCUUCUUAACCUAGACUGUGUAUCUCCCAACAAGGAACCCAAAGACAGGAAAGAUUUUGAAAAGAUUUUCGCGGGUAUGGGCAGGCAAGCCACAUGCUGCACUCUCGGUUUGCUCGGCCUGGGUCUUCUCUGCGGGCACUAG
Messenger RNA from Trichoderma harzianum CBS 226.95, 519 nucleotides. RefSeq lists its product as hypothetical. The record is from RefSeq and is a predicted model, not a curated record. Gene Ontology annotation, cellular component: extracellular region. Bases 1 to 519 code for a protein of 172 amino acids. NCBI's taxonomy places the organism in Eukaryota, Fungi, Ascomycota, Sordariomycetes, Hypocreales, Hypocreaceae. The transcript has 3 exons.